AUGGCGCCAGUAAACACACCCGUACCACAGGGAAUUCCCUCGCCGCCACCUGUCCGAAUUGCCGUCGACACGAACAACUCGCUGUGGGAUCGGUUGAGCAAUUGGGCUUCAGAGAACAAGGGUGUCGUGUACACGAUUGCGGGUAUAACACUGGUUGUCGGUGCUGGUGGGGCUGUCUACUACUUCUCCAAUGAUUCAAGAGACAGCGCGGCAGACACAGCGGCGACCAAGCGCAAGAGGCAACGCGAGCGCAAGCGCGCAAAGGAGAGGGCCGAGAAGGACUCGGCGCCAGAGAAGUCUGCAGAGUCUGAGAAGAAGGCAUCUGUAGCGGAAACAACCGAAGACAAGCUCCCAGAGGUUGACGAGAACAGCGUGGGCUCACUCUCGGACGAGGACCGCAAAGACUAUGCCGCAAAACUCAAGGCAGCAGGCAACAAGGCCUACGGGUCCAAGGACUACAACCGCGCCAUCGACCUCUACGGCAAGGCCAUCCUCUGCAAGCAAGACCCCGUCUUCUACUCGAACCGCGCCGCCUGCUACAAUGCCAUGUCUGAGUGGGACAAGGUCAUUGAGGACACGACCGCCGCCAUCAACCUCGACAACGAAUACGUAAAGGCGCUGAACCGACGAGCGAACGCAUACGAGCAGGUCGAGCGCAACAGCGAGGCCCUCCUCGACUACACUGCGAGCUGCAUUAUCGACGGCUUCCGCAACGAGAGCAGCGCACAGAGCGUCGAGCGUCUGCUUAAGAAGGUCGCCGAUGCCAAGGGCAAGGCCAUUCUCGCCUCCAAGGAGAAGAAGCUGCCCAGCCCAACUUUCGUCACAAACUACCUCCAGAGCUUCCGACCGAAGCCAACACCAGAGGGCCUCGAGGACGACGCCGAGCUUGAUGAGGAGAGCGGAAAGGGCCAGUUGCGCAAGGGUCUGAAGGCCAUGGCCACCAAGACCGGCGAUGGAUACACGGAAGCUGCGGCAGCUUUCGACCGCGCAGUCGAGCUCGGAGACCUUGGUGAGCACGAGGCUUUCGCGUAUAACAUGCGCGGAACCUUUAGCUACCUCAAAGGCGACAACGAAGACGCGCUCAAGGACAUGGACAAGAGCAUCGAGCUCCAGCCCACACUAACACAGAGCUUCAUCAAGCGUGCGAGCAUGCACCUCGAGCUCGCCAACCCGGAAGCUGCCGAAGCCGACUUCGCCGCCGCCCUCGAACAGAACUCCAGCGACCCCGACAUUUUCUACCACCGCGCACAACUACACUUCAUCAAGUCCGAGUUCGGCGAGGCCGCAAAGGACUACCAGAAGUCCAUCGACCUCGACAAGGACUUCAUCUUCUCGCACAUCCAACUCGGUGUCACACAAUACAAGAUGGGCAGCAUCGCCUCGUCAAUGGCCACAUUCCGCCGCUGCAUGAAGAACUUCUCCCAGGUCCCCGACGUAUACAACUACUACGGAGAACUACUGCUCGACCAGCAAAAGUACCAGGAAGCCAUCGAGAAGUUCGAUACCGCUGUCGAGAUGGAGAAGACCAGCAAGCCCCUCGGCAUGAACGUCCUGCCCCUCAUCAACAAGGCGCUCGCGCUCUUCCAAUGGAAGAACGACUUCGACGACGCCGAGAAGCUGUGCGAGAAGGCGCUCAUCAUCGACCCCGAAUGCGACAUCGCUGUCGCAACCAUGGCACAGCUGCUGCUGCAACAAGGGAAGGUCACAGAGGCGCUCAAGUACUUUGAGCGUGCGGCCGAGCUGUCGAGGACAGAAGGCGAAAUCGUCAACGCUCUCAGCUACGCCGAGGCAACCAGGACACAACUUGAGGUGCAAGAAAAGUACCCCAAGCUCGCUUCGAGACUAGGUGCCAUGGGCGCGGCUGGCGGUGGCUUCGGCGGCAUGCGAUAA
Molecule: messenger RNA, 1890 nt
Organism: Alternaria ethzedia
Lineage: Eukaryota; Fungi; Ascomycota; Dothideomycetes; Pleosporales; Pleosporaceae
Gene: TOM70
Product: TOM (translocase of outer membrane) complex component
Exons: 4
Coding region: 1-1890 (629 amino acids)
Biological process (GO): intracellular protein transport
Cellular component (GO): mitochondrial outer membrane
Molecular function (GO): protein-transporting ATPase activity; protein binding
Source: RefSeq, a predicted model, not a curated record